GAUUCUGUGUUUAAUCCUCUGACAUCCAGUAUUUAUAGACGGGUUUGUUCGUUCAAACGUUAAUCUUGUUGUUGCUUUAGAAGUCUUCUGUCAUUAACGCCAACAAUGCCAAGUGAAGCCACAGAAACUGUCCCAGUGACGGAGCAGGAGAUGCAGCAGCCUCAAGUGGAGACGGCUGCUGCUGCUGCUUCAGUUCCUGCUGGCUCUCAGCCAAAGACUAAAGGGACUAAGGCUAGCUCAUCUCCACACACCUCUGCCCCCAAGGCUGUUCCUUUGGGUCGCCGGAAGCGCUCCUCGCUUUCUGCUUCUUCUUCUUCUCCCACAUCACCCAAAUCAGCCUCUGGCCCUCGAGCCACCCCACCUUGCUCUCCACUAGCAUCUCCUUCAGCUCAUUCCCCAGGUGCAGGGAAACCUGAGACAACUGUUCCUAAGGUUGUUAAGGCUAGUAAACAGGCAAAACCCAAGAAAGCAGAUUUUAAACUUGCUGAACCUCAGCAGGUAACUCUACCUUCUGCUGUACCCUCAGAGGCUAAAACAACACUGGGGUCUUCCCCAACAUCUCCCAAGGUGGCCACCCCACCAGUAGAGGGUGCAACUACUGCCUCUGUGUGCCCUAAAGCUGCUGGCGUAACUCCAGUAGCGGCAGAAAUAGUAAAAGGUCCAGGUCCUGAAGCUGCAUCUCCUCAGUGUACCACUGCUAAUCCAGUGAAGGCAAAAAAGAAGGGUGCAGCAGCUGCUCCAAUGAAAGCUGAAGCACUUGUUUCCACUCCUAUUGAAGAUGUCCCAGCUCCAGUGGUGACAAAACCAGAGAAAGUUGAAGCAACUACCUCAGCUUCAGUGGAGGUAAAACCAACAAAAGGUGCAGGCCCUACAACAGCCUCUCCUGAAGGUAUUGUUGCUGCAUCAGGGAAGGCAAAACAGGAGAAGGGUGCUGCAGCUUCUCCAGUGAAAGCUGAAGAACCAGCCUGUGCAAAAGAUGUUGUCCUAGCUCCAGUGGAGGCAAAACCAGUGACGGGUGCAGCAUUAGCCCCAACUCGAGUGGAUGUGAAGGGUGCUAUACCUGCACCAGUCCCGGCUAAAGAUGUUGUCCUAGCUCCAGUGGAGGCAAAACCAGUAACGGGUGCAGCAUUAGCCCCAACUCGAGUGGAUGUGAAGGGUGCUGUACCUGCACCAGUCUCGGCUAAAGAUGUCCUAGCUCCAGUGGAGGCAAAACCAGUGACAGGUGCAGCAUUAGCCCCAACUCGAGUGGAUGUGAAGGGUGCUGUACCUGCACCAGUCCCGGCUAAAGAUGAUGUCCUCGCUCCAGUGGAGGCAAAACCAGUGACGGGUGCAGCAUUAGCCCCAACUCGAGUGGAUGUGAAGCAGGUGAAGGGUGCUGUACCUGCACCAGUCCCGGCUAAAGAUGUUGUUCCAGCUCCAGUGGAGGCAAAAUUGGUGAAGGGUGAAGCAGCUGCUCCAGUCCCAUCUCCAGUUGAUGUGAUGCAGGUGAAGGGUCCUGCACCAGUCCCGGCUAAAGAUGUUGCUCCAGUGGAGGCAAAAUUGGUGAAGGGUGAAGCAGCUGCUCCAGUCCCAUCUCCAGUUGAUGUGAUGCAGGUGAAGGGUCCUGCACCAGUCCCGGCUAAAGAUGUUGCUCCAGUGGAGGCAAAAUUGGUGAAGGGUGAAGCAGCUGCUCCAGUCCCAUCUCCAGUUGAUGUGAUGCAGGUGAAGGGCCCUGCACCAGUCCCGGCUAAAGAUGUUGUCCCAGCUCCAGUGGAGGCAAAACCAUUAGAGGGUGUAGCACUUACUCCAGUAUCUCCUAAAGCUCCUGAGCCUUUUAAAGUAGUUUCAAAGUCAGCUACCCACACACCCAAAUCAUACUCUGAGGCUGUGGCAUGUAGCCCACCCAAAGUACCAGAAAUUCCAAAGGUGGUUCAUGAGGCCCCAGUAGCAUCUAAGGUGUCAGAAGUCCUCAAGACUACUGCAGUUGUUCCAGAAACCCCUAAGAGUGCUGAAAUGCCCAAAGCUCCUGCUGCUGCUGAAUCUCCAAAGGCUCAGCCUGUACCUGCCUUAUCUCCAGUGCAAAAAGAAAAGUCAGCUCCAGCUGUUCCUUCUAAAGGAAAUGCAGAGGCCCCCAAAAAGAAGCCAAAUGUUGCUCCUGUCCUGGCACCAACUCCUCAAUCUUCCAUUUCACCUCUGGAGGAGGAGGAUGACCUCCCUCCACUUAUUCCACCAGAGAAGCCAGCCACAAUGCCUGUUUUCCAAUCUGUGGCUGAAGCGCCACCUAAAGUAGAGCCUGUAGUUAAAGGUCUUGUGCCACCAGCUGGUCCCAAAGCCAGUGUAACACCUGCUAAAUCUCAGCCUGACCCUGUACCAGUUAAAGCCCCAUCUAAACCGGAACCAGUGAUCAAGAAUGACAAGGGUAUUUCUCUCUGUCCAUCUGUCUCUAUACCUUUUGUCCUAGACUGUGGGUUUGAAUUACUACUUUUUCAGUGUGGUCAUGAUGGCUGCAUGAUUCACAAACAGUAAAUUUUCCCAGUGAACACAUUGUGGAGAGCUGCAACAAACUGAGUGGCUUUAAAGAUGUGCCUACAUACAAGCAAACAGCCUAUUAGCUAUUCAGUUGAAAAAAAGUAUGAUGUAAGGUCAUCGAUGCAAAUAUGACAAAUGUAAAUGAGAAACAUACUUCUGCCGUUUUUUUUU
Messenger RNA from Neoarius graeffei (lesser salmon catfish), 2679 nucleotides. RefSeq names its product nascent polypeptide associated complex subunit alpha (gene naca). Bases 106 to 2505 code for a protein of 799 amino acids. The transcript has 3 exons. Gene Ontology annotation, cellular component: nascent polypeptide-associated complex; cytoplasm. Gene Ontology annotation, biological process: protein targeting to membrane. Lineage: Eukaryota; Metazoa; Chordata; Actinopteri; Siluriformes; Ariidae. The record is from RefSeq and is a predicted model, not a curated record.